Xylona heveae TC161 is the source of this 1263-nucleotide messenger RNA. RefSeq names its product ribosomal protein L1. Lineage: Eukaryota; Fungi; Ascomycota; Xylonomycetes; Xylonales; Xylonaceae. The transcript has 3 exons. Bases 1 to 1263 code for a protein of 420 amino acids. The record is from RefSeq and is a predicted model, not a curated record. Gene Ontology annotation, cellular component: 90S preribosome.
AUGGCACCCACCUCGACCUCUUUGACCUCAAAGGUCGCAUCUGGUUCGCCAUACCAGCUGGAUCGCAGCCAAACCAAAAAGGCUUCGAGUGCUCUACUCAAGCACAUCAAAUCGGAAGAGAAGCGCACUGAAUCGGAAUCUACAAAAAAGAAUCUUCUCGCCAAUGACGACGAUAGUUCAGAUGAGGUUGAUGACAGCGAGGAUACUCCGAUAUGGCUUGUCUUGACCACGAAAAAGCACAUUGUUGACAAGAAGAGGCUAAAGCCGGGAAAAAUUUCAAUGCCGCAUUCCCUCAAUACUUCACCAAAUUCGACAAUUUGCUUAAUCACUGCCGAUCCCCAACGGUCGUUCAAGGACGUUGUCGCACAUGAUUCCUUCCCGAAGCCGCUUGCUUCUCGCAUUGGCCGCGUCAUUGGAAUUUCAAAACUGAAAGCGAAAUACAAGAGUUAUGAGAGUCGGCGCCAACUGCUGAGCGAGUACGAUAUCUUCCUUGCCGAUGACCGGAUCGUCACACUUCUGCCGAACCUUCUCGGAAAGAUCUUCUUCAAGGGUGGCUCGAAGCGGCCAGUCCCCGUAAAUCUUUCGGCACCGAAGAAGGCCCAAGACAAGAGUACCCCGAAGAACGGUGACGAAGGCAAAUCCAUCGCAAGCCCCAAAGCUAUGGCAGAAGAAAUUGAACGCGCUCUUUCUGCGGCCCUAGUUCAUCUUAGCCCGUCUGUCACCACCUCUGUUCGCGUUGGCAAGGCCAGUUGGGGCCCCGAGAAGGUUGCGGCGAACGUGGAAGCGGUCGUCAAUGGUCUUACCGAGAAAUUCGUUACCAAGGGCUGGCGCAACGUCCGGAGUGUGCACAUCAAGGGCCCAAAUACCAUGGCGCUGCCAAUCUGGCUCGCCGACGAAUUAUGGGUUGACGAAGGCGAUGUUCUCGAGGAUGCGCCUGCCGAGAAUGAAGCACUCGAAGGGAAGGAUGAGGUCAAGAAGAUCGCCGAUGCUCCAGCAGAAGCGGCCAGCAGCAAGAGAAAGGCUAGAGAGGGCGAAGAAGAGCAGCGACCUAAGAAGGCGAAGAAAGCAGACAAAGCCGAGGGCGAUGACCUGGCCAAGGAAAUCGCUCUGCGCAAGGAAAAGCUGAAGAAACAGAAGGCCCAAGCCGCUGCCGAGACUGAAGGCGACAGCGUUGUCAGCAAGGUUUCCAAGGAAGUGCCACUUGCAGAUGGCGGAAAGGCCAAGAUCAAGGCCAAGAAGACCAAGACCGUCAAGUCUGCUUAA